This is a messenger RNA of Staurois parvus, 534 nucleotides long. The record is from the annotation of a GenBank genome assembly. NCBI's taxonomy places the organism in Eukaryota, Metazoa, Chordata, Amphibia, Anura, Ranidae.
AUGUCCACCUUGCGCUCCGCACAGAUUCUUUCCUCCGCUAUUUCUCAGAUGCAGCAAUUUUAUGGGAUUCCGGUCACAGGGGAACUAGACAAAGCCACCACAGAGUGGAUGCAGAGGCCACGCUGCGGUGUCCCGGAUCAGUACGGUAGUAGAGCCAAAUCGAACAUGCGUCGGAAACGCAUCCAAAAUUACUCCGACAAGCUGGGUGUGUACAACUCUGUGGAUGCCAUACGGAAGGCCUUUGCUGUGUGGUCCAGUGCUACUUCCCUAACCUUCAAGGAAAUUCCCUACGAGUCCCUGCGACAGCACCAGGCCACCGCCGACAUUGUCAUCCUUUUUGCCUCCAGCUUCCAUGGUGACAGCUCCCCCUUUGACGGCCCUGGUGGCUUUCUAGCACAUGCCUACUUUCCGGUCCAGGGAUGGGUGGUGACGCCCAUUUUGACUCUGAAGAACCGUGGACACCAAUGUCGUCCUUGGCAGGGAAUCACCUUUUCCUGGUGGCUGUUCAUGAGCUCGGACACUCGCUGGGCCUAG